CUUGCUAUUUGUAUAAUUCGUAGUUUUUUUUUAAUGAGAAACACGUGGAUUUAAUAAUUUAACUAAUAUUAAUACUAUUUAAUUAUGGAAACUAGCAAUAAAAUACAAUACUUAAUUGUGGAUACAAGUGCUUUUAUUAAAAAUGCAGCUCUACAAGAUAUUGGUGUUAAUAUCAUAACCGACCAAGAUGUGGUUAACGAGAUAACCAAUAAACGACAACUACGAAGGCUAGUUGUACUUCCAUAUGAUUUAAAUGUUCAAAGUGCAUUUCCAGAAAACAUUAAAUUUGUUACUGAAUUUGCUAAGAAAACAGGUGAUUAUACAAGUUUAUCUGCCACUGAUAUUAAAGUAAUUGCACUUACUUAUCAAUUAGAAAAAGAAAAAGUAGGUACGGAACAUUUGAAGGAAGCUCCAAUCAUUGUAAAAACUGUUAACAGUGCAAAACGUAAUAAAAAUCGUUUAAAACCUGUCGUUGGAUUUUAUAUGCCAAAGAAAAAAUUAAAUAGAACAAAUGGAAUUAAAGAUAAAGAAAAUAUAACGCAAAAUGAAGAAGAAGAAGUAUAUGUUGAUUCUCUUCAAGAAUAUUUAGAUCCUAUUGAUGACGAUAUUGUAAACGAUGUGGAUAAGCAAAAGGAUAAAGAAAAUCCUGAAAAUGAGAAAAACGAUAUAAAUGAAGAACAUCAAAAAUAUGAAAAAGAAGCAGAAGAAGAAGAAAAUGAAGAUGACGAAAAAGAUGAAAUUAAAUCAGAUGCCACAGAAUCUUCUAAUGAAUGUGGAUCUGAUUAUGAAACAGCAACAUCAGAUAUAGACUAUGACACAGAUAUUGAAACAGAAGAUUUGGCAGAUAAAUUUUCGAAUCUCAAUUGUGAACCAGAUCAAUUAGAAAUUCAAAGUGAAGAUGGAAAAAUGCAUAAUGUAGAUGAUAUUCUUGCACCUAUAUCAGAUGAGGAAGAUAAAGAUUUAUUAGAACAGAUAAGUGAAUGCGAGGAUGAAUUUGAAGAUGAAUGUAAUAAUGAUAGUGAUUGGAUAACACCAAGUAAUAUUAAAAAUAUGAAAAAACAUAUGGACUCUGACAUACUUAAGGAAAAAUCAGCAACUGUUGCAUGCUUAACAAUGGAUUUUGCAAUGCAAAAUGUUUUGAUGCAAAUUGGAUUGAAUAUAGCUUCGUUAGAUGGAAGAGUAAUCAAACAAAUGCGAACUUUCAUUUUUAGGUGUUAUGCUUGUUUCAAAACUACCAGCAUAAUGACUAAAGUUUUCUGUCCAAAUUGUGGCAAUAAGACAUUAAAAAAGGUUGCAAUUUCAUUAGAUGACAAUGGCAAACAACAAAUUCAUAUUAAUGCGCGAAGACCACUUUCGGCCAAGGGGAAGAAAUUUUCAUUGCCAACACCAAAAGGUGGAAAACAUGCAAAUAAUCCAAUACUUUGCGAGGAUCAACCAUUGCCUCAACAACGUGUUUCAAAACUGGCAAGAACAAAAAAUGAUCCACUAUAUGAAGAUUAUAUAGCAGGAUUUUCUCCAUUUGUUACGCGAGAUGUAUAUUCAAAAUCAGCUAUGUUAGGUAUUCGAUCAAAUGGUGCUGUUAAAUAUUGGAUGAAGAGAAAUCCAAAUGAAUCUAGAAGAAAACAAAAAUGAUAUAAAAACAAUUAAUUAUUACUUAUUAUUUAUGUAAAUGUAAUUUAUAUAAAUAUUUUUAAGGAA
Vespa mandarinia (Asian giant hornet) is the source of this 1698-nucleotide messenger RNA. RefSeq names its product RNA-binding protein NOB1. Gene Ontology annotation, biological process: ribosomal small subunit biogenesis; maturation of SSU-rRNA. Gene Ontology annotation, cellular component: preribosome, small subunit precursor. Lineage: Eukaryota; Metazoa; Arthropoda; Insecta; Hymenoptera; Vespidae. The record is from RefSeq and is a predicted model, not a curated record. Gene Ontology annotation, molecular function: RNA endonuclease activity.